CCGCACCUUCGCGGCGUCGCCGGAGGACGCCGCCGCCGACGCCGAGGUCUCGGACAAGAUCGGCCUCCUGCAGCGCUUUGUCAGGCCCCAUCACCUCGACAUACCCAAGGUCCUCAACAACGAGGCUUCCUGGCUGAAUGUACCUGUUGAGUCGCUAUUCAGUUGGUUCAUCAGCAUCUUUAGUUUUCUGAUGAUUGCAGUUAAAGAACUACAGAAGAUUAAUUCCUUCAAGUCCCCGUGGGAGAAGCUUCUCUGUAUGAUGAGCUGUUGCCAAGUCAUCAAUAACUUGCUGCUAAACGUGUCCAUGACAAAUGACCGGACGCCAUCUGGGGCUGAUGAGUUCCUUCCCAUUCUCAUUUAUAUUACCAUCAAGGCCAAUCCUCCUCAGCUGCAGUCAAAUCUGAAGUUUGUUCAACUCUUCAGAAGAGAAACUAAGCUUGUUUCAGAAGUCGAAUACUAUCUCACAAACCUCAUUUCAGCAAAGAUGUUUAUAAUCAAUGUUAAUGGCCAGUCGCUAUCCAUGGAAGAAAGUGAGUUUCAGAAGCAUAUGGAAUCUGCAAAACUAGGUACUCAAAUGUCUGUUGCUGGCCCUAGUAGUCCACAAGGGUUGGCUACAUCUACGAGGGGAUUACAGAAGCAAAUUGAUGCAGAAGGUUCCAGAUUCCCUUUCAUGGACUCGGAAACUGAAAAUCUGACGCCAGCGGAACUCAAGCAGUUACAUGGGCUCUACAGGAAGACAGUGACCAGAUAUACACUGUUGUCUAAAGCCUUAAGAAAGUUAUCCAUAGAUGAGGAUCAGCUCCUCGCAUCAGUAGAUGAUUCAUGAACUGAUGCAAAGAUUAUUAUUUUGCCACUUGACCGUUUCAACAAAAAACAAGGCAGGAUGGGAGGAGGAGAUUACAUACGUCGUUCAAGUGUCAAAACAUGGUAUCAAAACCUGGAACCGCAUUCAUGUUAAUGUUGUCCCUCGACGAAUAAGCCCAAGACUGCAGAAACAUUAUCACAAUUCAGCAUCCAUGUCCAGGGGGUACCAAACGAUGUGAUACAAAUCGAUGAUCAUGUGGUAAUUGAUGGCCAGCUGAAUGAGUUAUCAACUCACUGGACGCUAAUGAUGCAGCAGGUCAGCAGCAGCUCAUGGAUCUGGAUGUCUGGUUAGGACACUUACCAAAGCAUUGUACAACAGAAUCGGGAUGCAAGCUUUCAUUUGAGUUUCUGAAAAGCGAUAUGAAGAGCCUUCUCCUUGACUUGUUAUCGCAACCCCACCAGGAGAAACAGCCACUACCUGCCAAUUCUGAGCUUGGCAUCAGCGACAUUAAGAUCAUCUGCAUGAUAAAAGGUACUGUUGACCCAGCUUCCUGAGUACAUGUUAACCAAGCAAACAUCAAUUCUGCCGUUAGCCUGACAUGGUUUUCUGCUUGUUAGUACUGAUGUACAGUAGUGACAGCUGCUCUGUUGCUAUAAUAAUUGGUUAAUUAGUUGUAGUUUGUACUGUUUUGAUUUUGAUUAAGAAGUUAAAACCAUAUGGUAUGAAAA
Triticum aestivum (bread wheat) is the source of this 1533-nucleotide messenger RNA. Its product is annotated as vacuolar protein sorting-associated protein 9A. NCBI's taxonomy places the organism in Eukaryota, Viridiplantae, Streptophyta, Magnoliopsida, Poales, Poaceae. Gene Ontology annotation, molecular function: small GTPase binding; guanyl-nucleotide exchange factor activity. The record is from RefSeq and is a predicted model, not a curated record. Gene Ontology annotation, cellular component: cytosol; endocytic vesicle. Gene Ontology annotation, biological process: vesicle-mediated transport.